Molecule: messenger RNA, 405 nt
Organism: Emiliania huxleyi CCMP1516
Lineage: Eukaryota; Haptophyta; Isochrysidales; Noelaerhabdaceae
Exons: 2
Coding region: 1-405 (134 amino acids)
Source: RefSeq, a predicted model, not a curated record
AUGGUGGACGGGCGGCCUCGAAUCACGGUCACGUCAGCGAGGACAGCGACGGCGUCGUUGGCUGAGCGCAGGGGCGAGGGCGUCGACCGACGGGCGGCGCAUCAGGAGCCCCUCGCUGGCGAGCGGCUGGCGCGGGAGGUCACGGAACGACGGGUCGAACGACGGGUCGAGCCCCCCCCUCCACCGGUCGAGGCCGCGGUCGAGACGGUGAGCGCGGCCGAGGUCCUCGCGAACGUCGCGGAGUACGGCCCGAACUACGUCCUGCCGCAGGCCGCGGAGUCUAAGACGGCGCGGCGGAAACGGCUGCGCGUGGACGCGGCGGCGAGGAUCGCCGGGCACGCUGUCGUCGAGACUGGCACGCACGUGGAGAUCCUGGGCGAGCAGAGGAUUUCCGGCUCAACUUAG